This is a messenger RNA of Brassica rapa (field mustard), 834 nucleotides long. Its product is annotated as phosphate transporter PHO1 homolog 7. NCBI's taxonomy places the organism in Eukaryota, Viridiplantae, Streptophyta, Magnoliopsida, Brassicales, Brassicaceae. The record is from RefSeq and is a predicted model, not a curated record. Gene Ontology annotation, cellular component: cytoplasm; plasma membrane; trans-Golgi network. Gene Ontology annotation, biological process: cellular response to phosphate starvation; phosphate ion transport. Gene Ontology annotation, molecular function: phosphate transmembrane transporter activity; inositol hexakisphosphate binding.
AUGAAGUUUGGGAAAGAGUUUAUUGCGCAGAUGAUUCCAGAAUGGCAACAAGCUUACGUGGAUUAUUCUUGUCUCAAAUCCAUUCUCCAAGAAAUCAAAAAUGCACAGAAGCGAUCAGGUGCCGUAACACGCAAGCAACCUGUGCACCGCAACUUUAGCGGCCUGAUGACUAAGCAUUCAAGCCGAGUCGCCACGUCAGAAGAACUUGAAAACCAAGACAUAGUGGUGAGUGAAAUGAUUGGUGAUGAUGGGUUUGAUAGGUACGAGACGUCCAUCAUGAGAGUUGCAGAAGCUGGGAGAGAGCCAGAGCUUGUGUUCUUUAAAACCCUAGAUCUUGAGUUCGAUAAAGUGAACCAUUUUUACAAGUCUAAAGUGGAGGAAAUGGUGAAGGAGGCAUUGGUUUUGAACAAGCAAAUGGAUGCUCUGAUUGCUUUUAGAAUCAAAGUAGAUCAACCUUCUUCGUCUUGGAUCUGUUCUGAAACCGUAUCAGUCAAUGUGAAUGCCUUGGGUACUACGGAACAUAUAAAGACGUUAGCUGAUGUGAUGGGAAUCAUAGUAUCCAACCAUGGAGAUUCAACGAGAGGGAACGUGCCAGAGGCUUUAAGUGUUCUUGAACGUAUCAGACUAAACAAAGAUCAAGAAACUCCUCUGUCCAGGAUUAGAAACGUCCUCAAGCUCUCUAGCCACGAAGAGCUCAAAUUCACAAGAGAGAAUCUCAAGAAAAUAGAAGAACGUCUUAAGGAUGUCUUCAUCAAGUUUUAUCGCAAGCUUAGACAUCUCAACAAUUACAGGUAUGCAUAUUGUUUCUUAAACAUUCGUAAGAACAACUCAUAG